AUCUUGCUGAAGACUUUCAAGGGCAAAUACAGGGUGUUUAAAGAUGGUGUAGGAAGAGUACAGUGAAAAGAGAUUCAAACAAACAUUUAGAAUAAACAUUUUGAAUAGAUCUCACGCAGUAAACGGGCCUAGCUCUGGCGUAAACAACUCAUCUUCAAUUCAGUCACUCGAACUUAAUACAAAUUUGAUUCCCUAAGGACUUUUAAAACUUGACUAAAACAAUACAUGACAACAUCUCCCCCUUUUAAAUGUUCCACACAAUGUUCGUCUUUCUUUUUAUUCAAAAUGAAAAAAACAAUAACACAAUUUAAAUCAGUAAAGUUAUCACAACAAAUAUUAUUAAUUCAAUGUCCAAUCACCAAUCUGUCUGGUUUUCUUCUUUCUCUGCGAUGGUAUCUUGGUUCGGGUGCAAUUUCUUUCAUGUUAGUUGUUGUUUCAUUUUUCGAUUCCGUCAAUUAUUCAGUUGUCAUUUCCUUACCCUUCCUUUCUUUCAAUGUAGGUGUUGUAGGUGUUGACAUGAUAGGUUUGGUACUCGGUCUGUGCUGGUGCAGGUGCUGGAAUUUUUUCUUCUGUUGUAGAUGGAAUCUCUGUUGGUAGAACUUCCUCUUUUCUCCUGUCUAUUAAAGUGGACCUGCACUUUGCACAGUUUUAUAUUAAUGGUUAGAUAUACGUAUGUUGAGGAUAUUGAAUUAGCUUUUUUGCAUUUUCUGAUUCUGGUUGGCCUGUAUGGAAUCUUUAAUGUUUCGAAUAUUCGCGCUUUUUUGAGAAACUUUUCGUUCACGGCCGCGCAAGGAGGUUGACCAGUAGGGGGCUGGUACAAACAAUUGUAAUGACGUUCGCACAGAAAAGGGAAACCAUAGGUUGAAGCUGUUGGUAUUCGAGUGUUGCAGGAGGAGAUUAAAGAUUUUGCUUGUCUUUAAUGAAGAAAAUUCCAAACAGAUGUGUCGUGGGACGAUGCGAUAGCUUCCCUGAUAAGCAAAAGGGCAUAUUGCUGCACAAGAUCCCUUAAUAUGGAGAUCCACGUCCAGAGGCCAUAAAGAGGAGGAAGCGAUGGAUCGAAUUCUUCAAGUUGUCCAGGGCAAAAUGGACAGACACCGCGGGAUCCGUGAUUUGUUCGAAACAUUUUACUCCGAAACAUUUCUGUGUAGCUUGACAAUUCUAUCUAUUUGAAAUAACUCAUAUCAUAUCUUCACUUUCAGUUAUACGCGAACUCCUCAAUGCAAAGGGCGACGAACCUGCUGGGCCUAUCGUGUCUCACGUAAUAUCUUUUAGCACAAAGACUAGGAAGCCAAGAGAACUGCAGAUAGAGGUGCAAAGAGAAACUGCUGCUGGUCCAAGUUGGAGGGAAGAUGGUGAAAAUAUUUUCAAUGAGGAGUAUUUGCCGAUUGAGUCAUUGGUACAAGAAAAAGAAACACGCUGCUCAAAUAAUAAAUGUGAAAACUGUGAAAAGAAAUCUGAAGAAAUCAGAGAACUAACCAACAAAAUUAUUGAUUGGAGACUUCGGUUUAAAAAAGCACAGAAAGAGAAUAGACGUCUUAAAUACAAACUAGCCAAUAACCAAAUUCAAGAGAAAAGGGUCACCUAAGAAAAAGCCAUUGCUAGAUGUGACAUCUUCUCAUACAACUCCCGAUGAGUUUUCAGAUGAAGAUGAUUUUGAUUCACUGUCUUCAGAGAUGGAAGAUAUUCAAUCUGAUGAUGAAUUUAUCCCAACCAUAACUAGCAGUGAGGAUGAUGACAUUGAACUUCAACAAGGCAACAAAAGGUUUGAUAUCAAAUAUAAUAUUGUUUGUACAAGAAAUUAUAAAGAUAUGAUUAUUCUUGUACCAAUCUCUAAAAAUUUCAUCACAUUGUUGAAAUUUUAGAGCAUAAAUUCUAUUUAUGCUUUUUUAAAUGAUGUGUCAUAAACAGGACAAGAUACAUUGCAUUUCCAUUAUUUCAACUUAUUUUACAACAUUUUUAGAAACAGAAUGUAUAUACAAGUGUUUGUAUAGCAACCAUUUCAUUUAGCCAUACAAGUUCAUCCAGCCUGCAUUACCAUUUAUUUUCACAGACAAGUUAUGCAGAAGGAAACCUUAGACAGCAACCAAAGUUCAUAACAUUUUUGUCAAAACUGAUGUUGCUGUUUAACAUUUAUCAUCUGUGCAAGGCAGACAAACCGUUAGUGGAGGCCACAUGUUCAGGAACAAUUGUGAUACUGACAUCGCUUUGUGGUGUGUGUGGCAGAGAAUAUCGCUGGCAUAGCCAACCUAUGAUGCCUGGAAUGAGAUCAGCUGCUGGAAAUUUCCUUCUCUGUUUUGGCACAUUGAUUUCUGGAGGGUCAAUAAGCAGAUUUUCAGUUCAAUUGGCAUUGGUUGCAUUUCAUUUGCUAGCUACUUCAAGCAUCAAAGGACAAAACUCUUUCCUGGUAUCUUCAAAUACUGGAAGCAGUAUCAAGAAAAGCUUAUUGAAAAGGUCAAACAAAACCAGAAAGUUGUGCUUGCGGGUGAUUCUAGGCAUGAUAGCAUGGGCCAUAGUGUCAAAUAUGGGAUUUAUUCACUAUACUCAUGUUCAGAGAAUGCAAUUGUUCACUCUGAAGUAGUACAGAAAUUCCAAAAGUUUUGUCAAAAGGCUGCAAAAGAGAAAGAUAUGGAAAUCAUUGGUGAAUGGAUCAGGCCCAUUGAGAAUCAUUUGUUUCGGUCAGCACUGACAACCAGCUAUGGUGAUGGUCGUCUAAUAUGGGCAAAAUUCAAAUCUAUUUUGUGCCACAUUACAAAUAAACACACAGGGUUUAAUGACCCAAUAUUCAACAAGUGUGCUCAUGAUGGUAACAUAUCUGAGAGAAAAUGGCUAAAACCUGCUUAUGAGCGUAUUGAGAAAGAGUUACUGAAUCAAAGUUUGAUGAAUGGUAUUAAGCAAGUUUCACCACUUGCUCAGACUAGCUGCCUAGAGGGAUAUCAUUCUGAAGAUAACCACUUUGCCCCCAAGAUGUUUGCAUACACAUAUCCAGGAAUAUAUUGCAGAACACUACUAGCAUCCAUUCAUUUUAACAACAAUGUUCAUUGCGAGGUAAAGAAAAAACAAGAUGGGUCAGCGCUCAUUAAAGUGUCCUACCCAAAGUUCAAGAAUGGUGAAGCUAUCAUAAAAGAAGUUCGUGUGACACAAAAUUUUGGCUAUGUCGAGGAUAUUUUUCAAAUUAUAAUAAGUGGGAAUGGAGAACAGCUAAAAUGGGCUGAAAAUAUAUUGAAAGAAAUGAACUUAAUGCUCACAAAACAGCCUGUCAUUGAAGCAGUUGAAAAAAGAAAGCAAAGAGCAGAAAUGACAAUUGUAGACGUCCCACCUACAGCUGAUCCGGAUCUGAUAGACCAUCAGAAUUCAAAAAAGCAAAGAGCGCCACCCCAUUGUUUGACCUGCAAGCACCGAAUGCGUGGCCGCAAAGAUGUUGACUGCCCAAUGAAAAAAAGUAGCAAUGGACCCUUUUUGUGGAGAAGUAAAACACAAGGUGGAAAACCAAAAGAUGAAAAAUUGAUGAUGAUGAUGAUGAUGAUGAUGAUGAUGAUGAUGAUGAUGAUGAUGAUGAUGAUGAUGAUGAUGAUGAAAAGGCAAUAAAAAUACUAAUGUUUUAGACAGAAAUAUCUUUUUUAGUUUUAAUUUAUAAUUUUGAAUGAUAUAAACACAUAACUUGUAAAAAGUUAUCAAGUACAAUUACAAAUAAAAUGGUCUUGUAUGACCACUUAUAGAUGAUUUAUAAAAGCCCAAUAAAGGGUGCCUAGAUCAAUAAGCCCCCCUAGAGGGGGCCAGAUGGCUGAUUUGAGAGGUGCAAGUACUUUCUGGGUAAUUUGAUAGCGGAAACAAGCGAAAAGACAAAACAUGGAUUUAAGAGUUUCUUAAUUUUUGGCAAUCUUGAGUUGAGCUUCUCAUAAGUGGUUUUUUAUAAAUAAGAUAUUUGUGUAUGUUUUAGCAGAUUCCAAGUGUUUUAGCAAUAUGUAUCACAUCCUUCUCUAUUUUGUUCCUACCAAUACCAAUUCAAAGUAUUUCUUUA
Molecule: messenger RNA, 4018 nt
Organism: Rhopilema esculentum
Lineage: Eukaryota; Metazoa; Cnidaria; Scyphozoa; Rhizostomeae; Rhizostomatidae
Source: RefSeq, a predicted model, not a curated record